Symbiodinium pilosum is the source of this 1179-nucleotide messenger RNA. The record is from the annotation of a GenBank genome assembly. Lineage: Eukaryota; Dinophyceae; Suessiales; Symbiodiniaceae.
AUGGAGUUUGUUGGCACACCGGCUUCGUUUCCGCCUGGCAUGGUUGGGGAGGGCAAUUUCACAGUCCCGGAAGAUAAGCAGAAGCUGGGCCCGGUCAUGCGGCAGAUCAUCGUGCAAAAGCUGAAGCGAUGCCUGCGAUCGGGCGACCUCUCUGGAUUCCGGCAUUGGUUCAACCUCAACAGCGUUUACCUACGUGGGCUUGGGAUGGAGCCGAUAAGCGGCUUUCUUGACAGCUGCCACAGCCGAGGCGGUGACGCAGCUGCAGAGUUUCUACACCAAAACGGUUUCCAGAGAAUUGGUGAGGUCGAUCACGCGGGGUGGCGGCCGCUGCACUAUGCAGCGCUGGGCGGAAGUACAGACGUGUUGAGACGCCUGCUGCAGCAGCGCGCCAAUGUCAAUUGGCGCACGUCCAAGGAUGUGCCUGCCUUCGGCACCCCAGCCCAGAUGUCGGCACUGGAUAUUGCGUCUGCUGGAAGGCACCACGGGUCUGCCCGGUUGCUUCUUGCAGCCGGGGCCCAUCUUGAGGGUGGGUUGUUGCCUUCCAUCACCUAUGCGACCGUCCCCAAUGAUGCAGAAAUAAUCCGACUGCUUUGCGAAGCAGGUAGCAAUCCACUGCACAGGAACUUCGUUGGUGCCACUGCCUACCAGUCCGCAGCGGGUAAUGCAGCCACUGAAGCUUUGGCGGAGUUAGUGGCGCAAGUGCACCCUGGCUCGCUGGAGCUUUCGCGGGCGCUUCAGUUUGCCACCGGUUUUCAUGGCGGCUCAGCCAAGCUGGUGCAGCUAUUGAUCAGCAUGCGCGCGGACGUCAACUUUCAGGUCCACAUGCCCCGCGACGUUUCGUAUUUGGGCCGGCUGCUUGCCAGUCUGAGUUCCUUCCAGCAUCGGUUUGGCACGGCCGACAUUCUGACAUUUUAUAUCUAUCACUUGCAAGGCAUCUCGCCGUUGAUGCAGGCCAUCCGUUCGGCUCAGUAUGAGGCCGCUGCGGCCCUCAUUUCAGCUGGCGCCAAACUGGACCUUCGCAACUGCCGAAACUGGACGGCAGCGGACUUUGCCAGAGGCCAGUCCAUUCCGCAUUUCCUGAGGCUGGGUUUGGAGCGGGACCCGUCGGAGUGCCAAAAGGUCUGUUCGAUGGCCUUGGCCGAGGAUGGUGAUGAGGGAUAUGUGUCAGUGUGGUUUUAA